AUGGAUAAACUGAAAUGGGCCAGCAUAGGACUCGCUAUACUGAUUUUGCUUACAAUUAUAUUUAGUGUGUUUUUGGCAAUAUUCUAUGUCUUUUAUUUGCUUUCUUAUGCCUUGACGACUCCUGGAUCGAUUCUGAUGUUUUUUGUAUCGCUUUAUUUGUUUUUGCAUUUGAUUAUCAGAGUUUUGGUUUUUCCUGGAUCAUUUAAACUUUGGAAGCGGUCUGUGGAAAACUCCUUAUGUAGAGAAGCAGCUGGACAUAUGCUCAGACGAGUACAAGAUUUGCAUUCUGCACUUGAUUUGUUUGCCUCUAAUAAUUCAAUGUCUUUCAUUCAAAAUAUUGCGAUGGAAUCUACCUCUCAAUGCAAACGCUUAACUGAGACAUUUAUCGAAAUCUACAAGAAGAAAGAAGCUGAAGGAGAGCUAACCCCAUACCAAUCUUCUAUGAUGAAUGAGCUUGAAUCUUUUAAAAAAGCGCUUUCUGAUGCAGUAAUAAUUUCGGGAUCUCGAGUGAAAUUAAACUUAUGAGACUGAAUGGACUACGAAAAUGACUUGAGAAACGUCAUUUUUGAAGAUUCACCAGCGAAUCAAAAAUACAUCAGAGCGCUCGAAAAAUGUGUGAGCAUAGAAAACAGGCUGCUGGAUUCAUGCAAAGAAUUGCCAUGUUGCUCAGGCAUGAGCAGAUGAUUCAGAGAUACAACUUUUGGAACUGCAGAAAUUCUUAGAUCAGAACUAGAGUUGAAUUUUUUCUCUGAGCAGAUAUGGUUAAGGGCUAGUGAUGGGGUACAAAUAGAUUGCUUAUGGCUUAUGAAAAAUAAUCAACCUGGAGACGAGCCGACGAUGAUAUAUUGUAACCCUAAUGGUGGGAUGUAUGAGUUUUCGCUAUAUCAAACUGAUUGGAUUGAAUUCUACCUAAACCAAGGAAUUAACUUGUUUCUAUGAAAUUAUCGAGGGUAUGGAAGAACCAAAGGAACUCCCAGCCCAUCAAAUUCAAAAAGAGACGGAGAAAUAAUUGUGGAUUAUUUGAGGAGAAUAAGAAAAGUUAUUAGACUAGGAGUUCAUGGCGAGAGCCUAGGAGGGAUGAUUGCGGCACAUAUUGCAAGCCAUUGCAAGGUUGAUUUUUUAUUUGCUGACAGGACAUUCUCAGCUUUGAAAAAUGUAGCAAAAUACAGCUAUGGAAAUUUUUUGAGUUCGCUAUUCCAAGUUUCUACAUGCUGGAAGGAUGAUUCUGCUACUGACUUUUUGGAAUCAGACUGCUAUAAGGUUUUGUCAGCAGACCCUCAAGACAAUGUUAUAAUAGAACUGGCAUCAUUAAAAUGCGGAGUUGCAAAAAGAAUUAUUGAAAUUGAUCAAUUUGACGGAAAAUCACUUGACAUGGAGAAGAACACUUAUAUUCUUUCUCCUGAAGAGCUGGGAAUUAUGGCAAAUAAUAUUACAAAGCUUAUGUAUUUAAUUGAAGAGUCUACUAAAAAAGACAAAGACUCGAAUUCAGGGGCUUCGAUUGAUUUAACUUCAAACAGCAUUUAUCAUUUGGUUGGAAAAGAUGCAGAGCAUGAUGAUGAGCUGAUUUGUUCAAUUCUAUAUAAAGUUUUAUUCGCUAUUGAUUUGAUAGAUGCAGGCGGAAAACCCCUUAGCUCAAUCAGUGUAGAUAUUAAUAAAAAGAUCUCACUUAACAUGUGACUGAUCGUUUUGGAUGUUUGGGGAAGUCUUCUUCCUUUGUCUAAUGAUAGCUUGGGAGGAACAAGAGAAAAAUCAAUACAAAAAUUAAACAAUAGCAUCAGUGAGAUCCAAAAUAUAUUAAAUGAGUAUGGACAUUUGUCCAACCCAAAAGUGAUCGAGAUUUGUGACUUGAUAAGGUCUCUUGACCAACUUAUGCAAAAAAUCAAGAACCAUUUAGAAAGCAAUGGAAAUAGAGGAAAAGAGUCCAUUCAGUCUCCUACAGUAAGUGAAGCAAGCACGUUGACUACGAGAAGUUUGGUUGAUAGCCUUCGAGUAGGCUUUUUAAUUUCGUUAGAAUGUGGACAUAGUGGUCAUAUGAAUACUUUAGAAAGAGCAAUGCUGCUAACUCACCUAACCAAAGCUGGAUUUUUAGGAUAA
Molecule: messenger RNA, 2094 nt
Organism: Blepharisma stoltei
Lineage: Eukaryota; Ciliophora; Heterotrichea; Heterotrichida; Blepharismidae
Source: the annotation of a GenBank genome assembly